Messenger RNA from Penicillium hordei, 198 nucleotides. RefSeq lists its product as uncharacterized. The coding region runs from base 1 to 198 and encodes 65 amino acids. The transcript has a single exon. NCBI's taxonomy places the organism in Eukaryota, Fungi, Ascomycota, Eurotiomycetes, Eurotiales, Aspergillaceae. The record is from RefSeq and is a predicted model, not a curated record.
AUGGCUUCAGGCCUUCUCAAGCCUCUAGCGGUAUUUUGCACUCUGCACUCUCAACGAUGCAUAAAAGCUGUCAGGAACCUUGGCGAUGCAUGGCGUAGCCCUGCUGAAAAGCCUCUUUCCCAGUCUGAAGAAGGCUCUGCUCUGGUGGAAACCGACUUUGAACUUGUUUUGAAAAUCUCGAAUAUACUGGAAGACUAA